AUGUUCAAGUAUGUUAUCAAGAGGGUGCAGGUAUUUGCCACUUUGCAGAAGGAAAUCAUAGCAGUGAAUGGGGUGAUAAAGACAAUGUCGGGAGGACUGACGCUGUGUGUUGCUGAGGAUGGAGAGAGUUUGAAGGUUGAAAACUCAUUACCGCAGGAGCAGAAGAUUGUAAUCUCGGACAAUCUGCAUGUCUUGGCAUCCGCAGGGCUUGAGGUCGGAGUUGCAAGUCAGCCAAAGCCUUUGAACCUCACCCUGUCUCUUGAGGCAAGUGAUAUAGCCGCGGCAGGUAAAGGACCUCGUCUCCCUCUUACAAUUGGAAACACCGCCGCCGUGGCCUCCUCUUCUACCUCCUCCCCCUCCCCCUCUCCAAUUACAGCUCAGCACAAUGAAGUUCUUAAACUCAAGGACGUGUUUCUAUACUUUUCCACCGGUGCCACCAUCGCCGGCGUCUUCAGACCACCAGGCAUUAGCUUCGACUGCACCUUGGACCUCUUUGGGCACACUGCAAAGAUCAACGCCAUCAUCGCCGAGCAGAUCGCAAUCAUCCCCGCCACCGUUGACGUCGUGGUAGGCCCAGUAGACAACAACAUCAAGCUCGACGGAACAAUAGACCUCUACGCACUCGCUAUCGACAUCAGUGCAAACAUUGAGGUCUCUCCACAACCCUCAUUUAACUUUGUUGCCAAGAUUGCGUUCGCAGAGGCGCUCGAAUCCGACCUAAUCGCCAACAUAUCUAGCGAGCUUGCUGAAGGAGGUGGUACGAAGGGCCUCGACUUUGACCUCACUGCAGAGAUGCACAAAGAGAUCAUUGCACACAUCGUCAACACCGCUCAGGACCACUUUAUUGCCGCCGACACUGCCGCGCGAAAUAGCUAUGCUGAGAAGGAGAAAGUGCUAGACGCAAAGGAGGCAUCCUACAAGAUCAAGCCUCAAGCCGCGGAGGACUGGGUCAACGCCAAGAAGGCUGAGGCCGAUGCGAAGCGGACAGCGGUCAACAAAGCGUUCGACGACCGGAAAGCGGAGCUUGAAUGGGAGAAGGGUGUCGAGGACCGCGAGCUGCAGGAUACAAGGCAGAAGCUGGAGGAUGCGGUGCGCAAGGUGCAAAAUGAGCUGGAGCAGAUAAAGGCGGAUGUGGCAAAGGCGGUACAGGAGGCGAUGGUGGCCGUCGAGACUGCGGCGAGGGAGGGCGAGGCGAAGAUUGAGGGGCGGAUUUGGCAGCUGCGGAGACUCUCAAAACCUCAGCAUUGGGAUGUUGUCGAGCUCGAAGUAGAAAAAGAUGCCCUCACCGCCCCCGUCUGGGUCGCCGAAAAAGCGGUGGAACUCGGCAAUGACGCCGCCAAAGCCGCCUAUGCCAAAGCGCAGUCUGUGCUCGCGGAAGUCCAAAGCACCCCCACCGAUGACGAAGCCGACAUUGUAGAAGGCGCCAAAAAGCUCAAGCUCGCCCUGCAAACUGCACAGCAGGACGCCGACAAAGCGAUCGAUGAGGGAAUGAAGGCCAUCGACGAGGUCGCAAACAGCGUGCUGAAGCUGGCAUUUGAUGUGGCGCAAAGGGACCUCAAUAUGUUUAUGGACACUAUGGUAGGCGCAAUGAGUGAUGUGCAAGCCGCAGUUGAUGGGGUCGAGGAGGCAGGCGAGUUUAUGUUGUAUAAACUUGCAAUUACGGACCUGGAGGCGAUCAAGCACAAUAUCAAGAGCUUGGAUCCAGAGCGGAUGGCCCUGGACUUGCAGGAGGGGACGCAAAAGGCGCUGGCGGCCGUCGUGAAGGAGGCGCUGGAUCUCGCGGGGAAUAUCUUUGAUGUGGAGGAGGUCAAGAUGUCGGGGAGUUUGAGGGGGUUGCAGGAUGGCUCGGAGCCAUCGAGUGUGACCCCGGUGGCAAAGUUGGGCGGGGAGAGAAAGCAAUUUACGUGCAGUUACAGGCCGGGGGGGAUAGAGGAUUUUUUCAAGGGGCUGUGGGAUGAGGUGUGUAAAAGGCUGUAG
This is a messenger RNA of Morchella importuna, 1977 nucleotides long. RefSeq lists its product as uncharacterized. The record is from RefSeq and is a predicted model, not a curated record. The transcript is spliced from 7 exons. NCBI's taxonomy places the organism in Eukaryota, Fungi, Ascomycota, Pezizomycetes, Pezizales, Morchellaceae. Bases 1 to 1977 code for a protein of 658 amino acids.